This is a messenger RNA of Limulus polyphemus (Atlantic horseshoe crab), 3736 nucleotides long. RefSeq names its product protein VAC14 homolog. Bases 169 to 2343 code for a protein of 724 amino acids. Lineage: Eukaryota; Metazoa; Arthropoda; Merostomata; Xiphosura; Limulidae. Gene Ontology annotation, biological process: positive regulation of kinase activity; phosphatidylinositol biosynthetic process. Gene Ontology annotation, cellular component: PAS complex; endosome membrane. The record is from RefSeq and is a predicted model, not a curated record. The transcript is spliced from 16 exons.
UGGACUACUGCACAUAAAACCUUGUCUCGUGACAGGUGGUUCAAGGUUUGAAGCGUGUAUAUGACUUUAUUAUAAAUUUAUGUGACAUCUAAGUUGUCUUUUCAGUAUUUAGGUGGAACAGUUAUCUAAUUUUUCAGAAGCUAACCUCGGAGGUGUUUUUAGUUCAAAAUGACAGAAAAAGACUUUGCUCCAUUGAGUGCUGCAUGUGUCAGAGCAUUGAACGACAAGCUUUAUGAAAAGAGGAAAGCUGCUGCUAUAGAAAUAGAGAAGAUGGUAAAAGAUUUUGCUUCUGUCAAUAACGUAAGCCAGAUAAAACGGCUGCUGUGGGUACUUGGCCAAGAUUUUGCUCUUUCAUCUAAUGCUAACAGCAAGAAAGGAGGAUUGAUUGGACUUGCUGCAAUAGCAAUAGCUCUUGGAAAAGAAACAUCACAAUAUAUUGAUGAACUUGUCCAACCCGUAAUGUUCUGCCUUAAUGACAUGGACAGUAGGGUUCGGUACUAUGCAGCAGAAGCUCUUUACAAUGUUGUCAAAGUUGCUCGAGGCUCUGUUUUACCAUUCUUUAAUGACAUCUUUGAUGCUCUAAGCAAGCUAGCAGCAGACCCUGACCAGAAUGUAAAAAAUGGUUCAGAACUCUUGGAUCGUCUUAUGAAGGAUGUGGUGACAGAAAGCUCGUCUUUUGACUUGGUUAAGUUCAUCCCAUUGCUGAGAGAGAGGAUGUACACUAAAAACCCUUUUGCCAGGCAGUUCAUUGUAUCAUGGGUUUCUACUUUGAAUGACGUUCCUGACAUUGAUAUGGUGAUAUUUCUCCCAGAGAUCUUGGAUGGCCUCUUUGAAAUAUUAGAUGAUAACACAACAGAGAUCAGGAAAAUGUGUGAAACUGUGCUUGGAAGUUUCCUUAGAAAUAUCAAUAAAAAUCCACAGACAGUAGACUUUACAGCAAUGGUAUCAAUUUUAGCCAAGCACUCGGGGUCUACUGCAAACUUAGUCCAGUUUACUGCAUUGAUGUGGCUGAAAGAUUUCAUCAAUCUUGCGAGACGAAAACUUCUUCCAUUUGUUUCCAGCAUUCUUCAGGCUGUUCUACCAAACUUAGGACAUGAUGAUGACAGCAAGAAAAAUAUUAGAGAGAUGGCUAAAGUAGUAAACAACAGCCUGACAACUUUGAUCAUUGAAGAAGAUGACCAUGACCUGUCCACUGAGUCAAAGGAAAAGUCUGGUGGUGGUGAAUUGCAAGGCAACUCUACAAAUGAAGAAAAAUUGUCUGAUCCUAGUGGAUUAGAUUCAAAAUCUUUAGUUAUGGUUUUAACAAAUAAAAUUGAACAUGAAUCCAUGCAAACCAGGAUAUCUGUCCUUCGCUGGAUUCUUCAUUUGCUUCAGAAAAUACCAAACAAAAUGUUCAAACAUAUCGAAGUACUCUUUCCAGUUUUGAUGAAAACUCUGUCUGAUCCAUCUGAUGAGGUUGUUCUUCUGGAUCUUGAAGUUUUAUCAGAAAUAUCUUCUUCGUCUGCUGGUCUGAAGCAGCAAAACCAACUUCAAAAUGUGAAUGUUCCAACCCCUGUUAGGGAAAUGGCACCAAGCUUUCCAAGUAUGACAUGUUACUUCACCAAGUUUAUGGUUGCUUUGAUGGAGCUGUUCAGUAGGAAUCGAGGUUUGCUUAAAGAUAGGGGUUCUUUUAUAAUCAGACAGUUAUGCCUAGUGCUGAAUACAGAAGAUAUCUACAGGACAAUAGCAGAAAUACUUCUUGUUCAUGAAGAUUUAGAGUUUGCUUGCCAUCUGGUGGAGACACUUAAUACUAUACUUCUUACUUCUACUGAAUUGUUUGAACUACGAAAUCAACUUAACAAUCUGAAGACUGAGGAAAGUUGUUCAUUGUUUUGUUGUCUAUAUCGCUCCUGGUGUCAUAGUCCAGUAGCUACUGUUUCACUGUGUCUCCUGUCACAGAAUUACAAGCAUGCCUGUGACUUGAUACAUCUGUUUGGGAAUCUGGAAGUAACUGUUUACUUCCUAACUGAAGUUGAUAAACUUAUACAGCUUAUUGAAUCUCCAAUAUUUACAUAUCUUAGAUUACAACUUCUUGAACCGCAACAGAAUCCUUACCUAGUUAAAAGUCUCUAUGGUCUACUGAUGCUUCUACCACAAAGUGAAGCUUUCCACACGCUUCGUCAAAGGCUUUCUUGCAUCCACGGUCUUUCAGUUUUUCAGCAACCUGAUUCAAAAUCUCACUCUUCCACUACCCAGAAAAACUUACAGAAGAAAAUUAACUUUCCAGAACUAUUGCAGCAUUUCCAGAAAACUCAGGAAAAACAUAAGCAAGCUAGAAGAGGACUAAAGUUUAGUGGGAAAUAAAAAUGGAUGAUGUAAGAUGAAACAACAGGUUAGAAGAACAUGGUCAUAAGUUCUUUUGAAGCGUGAAGAUUCAUUCUGUGAAUUAAUGAAGAGAAACAGCUAUGGAGAGAUGGCUUUCAAGGACACCAAACAUUCCAAGUUUUAAGACUGGAGCUACUAGAGAAAGAUAAAAGUGUAGAUAGGGAAAUAUUACAAAAGAAGUUUAGAUCAGUGUUGUACAUGACCAGUUAAAUAAUUGUAACAAUACAUGAUGGAGACUAUACGGUGUGUUAUACAUGACCAGUUAAAUAAUUGUAACAAUACAUGAUGGAAACUAUACGGUGUGUUGUACAUGACCAGUUAAAUAAUUGUAACAAUACAUGAUGGAAACUAUACGGUGUGUUGUACAUGACCAGUUAAAUAAUUGUAACAAUACAUGAUGGAGACUAUAUGGUGUGUUGCACAUGACCAGUUAAAUAAUUGUAACAAUACAUGUUGGAGACUGUACAGUGUUGAUACAAAAUGGUCUGGGAAUACAAGAUAAAAAAAUAUAGAUAGGGUACAUUUUGAAAGAAGCAUGGACCAAUGUUGUACAUGACCAGUCAGAUAAUUCUAACAAAACAUGGAGUAUGAUGGAGACUGUACAGUGUUGUACAGAUAAUCCUAACAGUACGUGAUGGAGGAUAUACAUGUGUUCUUGGAACUUUUUUGACUGUGUGGACACACUGGUAUUGACAAGUGAAUUUUUGGGAUUAAACUAGAGUAAUUUUUGAACCCACAACCUUAACUUUCAUUCCACCCAGCGUGAUACAUAUUUUGUGUCUUGAAACCUAUGUCAUUUAGUGGUUGAAGUAGAAGAUUUAAUCUUUUCUAUCAUAGAAAGCAUAACAUGAAACCUAUAAAUUUAAAAUUACUUGCCAUUUGUCCAGCUGUAAAAUUUGGACAAAUACAAAUCUUUUUUAACAGCCUCUUGGAAAAGCUGUAUUUUUUAUCCUAUUACCAGGCCUUGGGAAAAAAAGGAAAUAACCCCUACACAUGAUGGUUUACAUGUUUGGGCUCUGAAUUUAUUAAUUGUAUCUUCACGAAAUAGGACAAGCUUUUAGUAAGUAUUAUAUGUAUGUUAUACACAAAACAAGUCCGGAUAUUUAGUAGAGUAUUAUAGUAAAAAUUUGUAUGUGAAUUUACUGAGUCAAUCUGAGUACAAGAUAAUUUUCAUGCUUAUUAUAACACUUCUUUUCAUUUUACAGCUGUCGUAUUUCAUUUACAUAACCUCUAGUACCCCUUAAAUGAAUAUCAAAACUUUUUUUAUUUCCACUGUUCUAACACUGAUUGUAGCAAAAUCAUCAAUGUACAGUGAUAUUAAAUUUUGAAACUCUUGAAAUAAAAUAAACAUUAUCGUUUUUCUUUGGAUGAA